CUCAAAAGCCUCAGAGCAUGAGGAGAAAGGAAUGGGACACUGUAGAGGAAAAAAAGAAUGUAAAGAAAUGAAUUUCCAACCCGUGCCGUGAUGCUUCGUGAGUUGACCUUACGGUGAGGGACGACAGAGAUUUGAGACGAGGCCUGAGUGAACUGCAUCGUACAUCUCUGCAAGACGCAGCAGCCAGAGAGGAGUGCUGGAAUAAAGAAGGCACGUGUCAUCCCAGACAAAAGCACCCUCAGCUCCUCCACAAUCAAUUAUUUAUGCGCAGGAGAGUUGCAGUGGGCCAGGCAAAUAGGAGUUGGCCUGCAGCUCAAAGCUGUGCCGUAUUGUCCUGGAGGAAGGAAAGGGAGACACUGGAAUAUAGGAGGAAGAUAGAAACAAACACCGGAGCCUUCUGUGACAAUGAAACCUCUUCAGAAGAACCAGGGGCGCACUGAUCAUAUCUUGGGUGCCAUGGCUGACAUGCUGAGUUCCCUGGCCAUGCCUAGCCAACACUGGAACUCAGAGGACACAGAGGAGCUGCGAGUAGACGGCGAACAAAAGGCAGCAAGCCAGUCUCACUGGGAUCAGGAAAGGCUCGAGUGGGAGCAGGCAUCUCGGGACAGCCCUGAGAGAGGGCAAAGAGACAAAGAAGAUUCAUACACUGCAGCGGGCAGCGAGGGCAGUAUCUCGACGUCGGUGGCCUCUUUACCACCCCAGGCAUCAGGCAGCUCCGCCCCAAAUUCGCCUGGCUCACGUCGCUCUGUCAGUACUCUAAAGAAGUGGCUGACCAACCCAGUGAGAAAGCUGAGUGUCGGGUCAGUCGGCGGGAUCAAGGGGGAGAAAGCGACGCGCAGAGUGGAGAGCAAAGCAGCUCCUCCACCCAGCAGGAGCAACCCCGAGCUGGGCAAUAGCAAGGCACCCGAGGACCGUGUCACCAUCUUCACCAACAUAGACAAAGAGCUGGAAUGGAGGGAAUGUUUGUCCGCCACUGAAGAUGCCCCAGGAAUCCUAGAAUCCCACAGGCACCAGUAUGAUUUCUUUCAGGGCUCAUCUUCACUGGAGCCAAUUCAAAAUUCCCAACCCGGCAACAUGCAGCUAGACGGCAAUGGCUCUGUGUUGAUGGAUGACAAUUCCAGCCAAUCGUCAAUCACUGUAGACAGUGAAGAGGAGCGGAGGAGUGCCCUAGAGAAAAGCAUGUAUGUCCUCGAAGAGUUGAUUGAGACAGAGAAACUGUAUGUAGUUGACCUGGGCCUCAUAGUGGAGGGCUACAUGGCGACUAUAAACACUAAAGGUGUACCCGAAGACAUGAAGGGAAAAGAUAAAAUAGUGUUUGGCAACAUACACCAGAUCUACGACUGGCAUAAAGAUUAUUUCCUGGGUGAGCUGGAGAAAUGUUUGGAAGAGCCUGAAAGACUCGCGCAGCUCUUUAUCAAACAUGAAAGGCGUCUUCACAUGUAUGUGGUGUACUGCCAGAACAAACCAAAGUCGGAGUACAUAGUGUCAGAAUACAUCGACACAUAUUUCGAAGAGCUCAAACAGCAGCUUGGUCACAGAUUACAGUUGAACGAUCUCCUUAUCAAACCUGUGCAGAGAAUCAUGAAAUAUCAGCUGCUGCUGAAGGAUUUCCUGAAGUAUUACACCAAGGCUGGCAUGGACACAGAGGAUCUGGAGAAAGCAGUGGAGGUGAUGUGCUUUGUUCCUAAGCGCUGCAAUGACAUGAUGAACGUGGGACGGCUACAGGGCUUUGAGGGGAAAAUCACGGCCCAAGGGAAGCUGCUUCAACAAGACACUUUUAUGGUCACAGAACAGGACAGCAGCUUCCUGUCCAGGCCUAAGGAGAGGCGGGUCUUCCUGUUCGAGCAACUUGUCAUUUUUAGUGAGCCUAUUGAUCGGAAGAAAGGAUUCUCAAUUCCAGGAUAUAUAUUUAAGAACAGCAUCAAGAUGAGCUGUCUGGGCAUGGAGGCGUGUGUAGAAGGUGACCCGACCCGCUUUGCACUGACGUCCCGUGGUGCUGACGGCAACACCGUGCGCUUCGGCCUGCAGUCUUCUUCAGUAGAUAUCAGCAGGUCCUGGGUGAGCGACGUGAACCAGAUCCUGGAGACACAACGCAAUUUCCUCAACGCCCUGCAGUCGCCCAUCGAGUACCAGCGAAGGGAGAGUAAGAGUAACAGUCUGGGGCGCACCAUGAGACCUCCAGUGUGUGCAGCAUCUGGACUGAGACCUCACUCCUCUGCCUCCAUGGACAGACAUCGAGCGCCUUGCCUGCGUGCCUACAACUCGUCCCUGCCCUCCCUCUACCUGUCCAGCCAGGGUCCUGGUGACACCUCUGCACAGCUAGAGUUAACACAGCGAUGCAAGCUGGAGUCCCGGUUGGAGCCCCAAGCUGUUUCUCCAACCCAUGUUCAUCUGGCAUUUAGUGAGGAGCCCAGUUUCUCACAUGUUGUCCACUCCUGCCAGACAGUGUCCAACGGCGUCUACCCCGCCAGCACACAAGGCUCACAGCAGCAGGCAGGAGGAGAGAGUGGUUCCAGAGCACCACGGUGGGAGGUGGGACCAUCAGCUCCGGGCCCUUCCUCCAGUCUACAGCACUCUAAUCACCUGGCUCAGCUGGAUGAGGAUGAACUAUGAGCUGCCCUGGAACUCUGACCCUGGCUGCCUUAGGAGCCUGUUACAGCCUGGACGCGUCCACUAUAGCGACCGGGACGACUUAGACUUGUCCUGUUCUUUACUCGCACUCUGACGUGAAUGACCAAGUGACUUUUUUUUUCAGCUUGUUUUUUGUUCCUCCUUGCUUUGUGUUAAAAAAAAAAAAAAAAAAAACAUUCCUGCAUUGGGAGGUCACUGGAGCUGAAUGGACUUUUUUAAUGUGUGAAUGAGUGUAUAACAGAGUGUAGGUGUGCAUGUAUGUAUAUGCAGUAGCAAUGGCUUCAGUAUUUUCCCUCAACAAUGUGCUCUGCUUUUCAGGAGACGAAGACUUAGCUUUACGUAGCCUACAUGGGGCUUUGGGCCUGUUUACAAAGGCACUAUUUUUAUCUCUGGUUCACAACAAAGAGCCUGUUGGGAUACGCAUAUUCUCUAGAAGGAGCCAGUUAGAGACAGACUGACAAUGAAGUAUAUAUUUGUAUAUACCGUAUAUUAAAGACCGACCCUGUGCAUGAAGAUGCAGUGGCUUCAGUGCCUCCUCGCUGAAUAUGAACAUGUCCAGUGCUGUGUUUCUGAAUUCUGUUUGACCGUACCAGUGCUGUUUGAUCUAAGUGGAAUGAGAACAGAUCGACAGUCUCCCCUAGAGACCCUCAGCUUCGAUGAUGUAAAGCUAGAGGUCAUGCACUCCUCUACUCCCUGCAGCUCUAGCUACUGCUCGACAUGCCAGGCCAGGCCGUGGACCGGUGGAGAAAGAUGUGACUGUUUCAGCAUGCAUCCGUUACAUUUUGUCAGAGAACCGUGCAUGCACUCAGUGUGCUCUGGGAUUUAUCAGACUUUUUUUUUUUUUAAAGGAAAAUGCAGUUUAUUAGAUCAAUAGACAACAGAGCGAGAAGCCUUACAGUAUGACAAUCUUUACGUGUAAUUACCGAACCCCUUCCUAUCACGAUGCAUGUCUCCUAGCUUAUUCUUUACUUCUGGAAUGAAUGCUUAAAGACAGGAUAUUGGAAAUGAGAGAAGAAUCCGAUGCUUUUAAGAGAAGCUCCUACAACGGUGGUGCCGAAUGGAGUUACCAAAGCGUUUAAACAUAAUCACUGCAAACGAAAUCAUAUCAUUUUAAAACAAAAUCCACAUUAUCAUUUCUUACAAUAAAAAGUGACAUUUAUAAGUUUGCUCACACUGCCAAUAUAUCUAAAUGAAAAACUUAUUGACUAUAAAUGAAUUGAUCAAGUACAAUAUUAAGAGAUUAUUUUGGUGGCAUUUUUAUAAGACAGGAACAGAAUUUAGAUAUUUGUGCCCAGCAAGUACACAUUUUCACCAGUAGAGGCCACCAGUGAGCUUCUGAACACAGUAUUUGUAGUAUUCCUGGACCAACUGCUUUAAAGAAGUAUGCACAAUUUUCACAGUUUGAUUUGAGGCACCCCUUUUCCAUUCACAGUGAAACAAUGUAAAAAAAAACAUCAACAAUGUGGCAGUAUGAAUUUAUAAUUAAAAAACAAGCAUUUAUUUGAACCAUCAUCUAUUACUUACACACCUAUUUGUUUGAACAGGAAGAUGGUUCACUUCCAUAUAAUAUCCAACCCUGGAUAAUUUACACUCUGGUGUAAUUACUAAUGAACUAUGCCCAAUUAACCACACUGCCUGUGACUGGCUGCACUUUACUCAUUAGGCAUAAAAAUGAUGUAAAAAAAAAAAAAGCAAAGAUAAUAAUAAGUUUACAUUUGAGAAUUGAUUUGCUGUGAUUUUUUCCUCAGACAGAAAUGAUCGAUGAUCCAUUCAAGACCGACAUACACAUAAAAUCAUCUUAAUACAAUGCCAUAACACAAUGUUGCGCCAGAUGCCAGCUGUUUAAAUUCUGGCACAUAUAAAAAUACUAUGACAGUUGAAUGUUCUACACUCCACGUCCUCUCGUCUCUUAUCUAGGCAAUUUCGCCCUGUAUUGAGAAUGGCCUCUCCUCUGUUGCCUUUGCACAAAUCUAGACUUUCGCAUGCUUUGUUGAAGACGUUUUAGUAAGAGAAAACAGGAAAGACAGACAAGAUAGACUAAAUGUCUAUGUGACAGAUCUCAUUGUUGUAUCAUGAAAUAAACUGUCUUUUUGAAAUAUA
Clarias gariepinus (North African catfish) is the source of this 4731-nucleotide messenger RNA. It is a transcript of the gene arhgef25a, whose product is annotated as Rho guanine nucleotide exchange factor (GEF) 25a. The coding region runs from base 406 to 2613 and encodes 735 amino acids. The record is from RefSeq and is a predicted model, not a curated record. Gene Ontology annotation, cellular component: plasma membrane; cytoplasm. Gene Ontology annotation, biological process: axon guidance. The transcript has 17 exons. Lineage: Eukaryota; Metazoa; Chordata; Actinopteri; Siluriformes; Clariidae. Gene Ontology annotation, molecular function: guanyl-nucleotide exchange factor activity.